UGAAAUAAGAACACGGGACAAGGCGCGCGUUCCCGCAUAAUUUUAAAACAGAUUAUAUCAAAACUAUUUUUUUUAUUUUUAUUUGUAAGUAACUCGUGAGGUUUUAUAUAUUUUGGCUGUGAUAAAAAAUAAAUAAAAAUGUUAAAGUAUACAGUGAAAAAAUAUUGUUCCGAAGGAAGCAAAAUUAACCAAGUAAUGGUGGCAGUUUUGAUGGUGCUGCCCGUAUUCUCCUAUGGCAUGGGGAUCGGUUGGUUAUCACCAAUGGGAGCACGGCUCAUGUCUGAAGAUUCACCCGCAGCAGAAGCAGUACAUCCCGAUGUAAUAUCUUGGAUGGCGUCCGUCCCCUACCUCGUCGGUACACCGGCGGUAUUUCUAUUCGGGUUUAUAGUGGACAAUUAUGGAAGAAAAAAGGCGCUAAUGUUGACAUCAUUUUCGAUGGCUGUAGCCUGGGGGUUAAAAUUAUAUUCCACUGAGAACUGGGCUUUGAUAUUAGCUCGAGCUGUCAUCGGCCUUGGAGUUAGUGGUUCAUAUGUGGUAACCCCUCUCUAUAUAAAAGAGAUCAGUGACGAUUGCAUCAGAGGUACACUGGGGAGUCUUGUAGUUUUAUCACAGAAUUUGGGCAAUCUCCUGGUGUACAUAAUCGGAGAGUAUUUGUGCUACCACGCGACCUUGUGGAUUUGUUUAGCUGUACCACUGAUACAUUUAUUGGUCUUCCCAACGAUGCCAGAGACUCCGUCGUACUUAUUGAAAAGCGGUAAAAUUGAAGAAGCUCGCUCAGUUUUGGCCUGGUUGCGCUGCCGGCAGACCACUGACACUGUGGUGGACAGCGAAUUACAGACAUUACUCUUGGAACUGGAACAGAGUAAUUCUAGAAAGUUCUUUCCAACGUUAAAGACUUUAGUGUCUGACCGCAGCACAUUCCGCGCGUUCCGAAUAACCUUAACAAUAACGCUUGCGAGGGAAUUGUGCGGUUGCCUGGCUGUGCUACACUUUGCUUCGCUGAUCUUCAGUAAGGCCGGCGGCGGCUGGGUCCUGUCAGCUAAUGAACAAGCAAUGGUGUUGGGAGUCGUUCAACUCGUCGGAUCUUGCACUGCGUCCACUUUGGUCGAAAGGACCGGCCGGAAGCCGUUGCUGGGCACGACAUGCGCGGUGUCGGGCGUGGCGCUGGCGGCGCUGGGCGCGUGGUUCGCGAUGAGUAACGGCGAGCACGCGUGGCUGCCGGUACUGGCGCUGUGUCUGUGCAUCUACUGCGACGCCGCCGGCCUGCAGCCCGUGCCCUUCGUCAUAAUGACCGAGAUGUUUUCUUUCCAGUACCGCGGUACGGUCACGUCGAUUGUAAUAGCAUUCGCGUGUGCUCUAGUCUCAGUACAGCUGCGCGUCUUCCAACCUUUGGCUGCAGAAGUUGGAUUAUAUCUAGUUUUUUGGAUCUUCGCCGCUGUAUGUCUCGUCAGCACGGCCUACAUCGUCUUCUACGUUCCAGAAACUAAGAGGAGAUCUAUAGAAGAGAUUUAUGCAGAACUCGGUGGGAAGAAAGAAAAAGACCCAGAAGCUGACGUUACGAGGCUCUAAGCUGAUUGUAAUGUUUAGAAACGGAUUUCUUUUGAAGCAACUUGUCAAUGUGCUUUGAAUAAAGGCUUAUUAAUAAUGCCGAUUAUGUUGCGAGUUGUAUAGUCAUCAUCGUAGUAGACAUAUGUUCCAGUAAUUAAAUAUUAUUUUUAUUUUAAAAGAUAAAAAUUAUCCUUAAUGUACGCUGUAAGUUUAAACGAUAUUUUAUCUAAGUAUAUUAAUAGCUCUGUUGUCUGUGGUGUUAACUUUCUUGGCUUUAAUCAGUUUUUAAUGUUAGUAUGUGUUAAUAUAUCUUCAGAUAUAUAUCAACGUCUGGCCGCUGAGAAAAUGUGUCUGAGAGGUCUGUAGUCGAAACAAAGAUGUCACUUUGAGAUGGCGAAGAAUUUAUUAUAUUUUAUAUGUAUAUUAUUAUAAUAUUGCCAUUAGAACUAAUAUCAUUAAACAUUGUAUUAAUAAAAAAUCGACUUACAUAUGAUGUUAUAAUGUUGUGAUAAAUUUCAUUUUAAACAAAAAUGUUUUUUUUUUUUAAUACGUACUGCGCUUUCAUAAGAUCAACCCGUUAUUUUUGAUAGUUUCAUGACCAACAGACCGACGUCAGAAAACAUUCUCUCAGCGAGCGGACUUAAAAAUCUUUAUAUUCAUAAUUAUUUAAGUAGUGUAAGUAGAACUUAUCUAAUCGAGAAAAAAAGAAAAAAUAUAAAAAUGUAGUCGUAAAUUAAUAUAUUCUAGCAUUAGCGGCCGCCGAAAAUUAAGAAGUAUAUAUAUCGAGAUACGGUAUAAGAAAUAUAUAGCCUCAUCGGUUGUUUGAAGACGAAGACUAUGUUAGAUAAUAUGUUCACUGAUAAUCGUACAUCGGUUACCUAUCUAAAAGUUUAGCUACUUAGAUUGGUGUGGAUGUGGCUACAUAGAAUUAUAAGAACAUUUAUGUAACUUUUGACAAGGCCCAAUACUGUUAUUGGAUAAGUAAUAAAGAAAACGUUCAUUUCAUUUAAAUAACAAAUGAGAGUAACUAUAUUAAAAACGACUCCAUAUUAUGUAUUAAAGGGAAAGUAGGAAACAUUAUAUGGAGUGUCGCAUUACAAAGGAACUAAAACAAACGAAAAAUUUUUUCAUCUUGGUGUGCGUGACAGCUAUAUUGUCACUCGCCAAACAUCAUACAACUUUACUAGUGUACAUGUACUUAGUGGAAAUCUUUUGAAAAAAGUGAUUUAAAGUUUCUAUUUCUUAUACCGUAUCAUAAACUAUGAGUGUCUUCAAUUUGACAGUUGUCUGUGUGUUGUCAAUGUCGUUGGAAUUGAAAAUUUUGGUACUUGAAACUAAGGGUCAAAGUAGCAGUGCCUACUGCGUACAGCUUACUCUUUACAAAAUCAAUUUGUAAAAUUAAAGAAAGAUAAUAUUGCGUUGGUGUUUAACAGCUUAUCCUUGACUUAGAUGUUAAAAUUUGAGCUUUCUCUCUUUGAUUUUUGUUCAGUAGAGGAAUUCCACAAGAAUAUUUGUUGCAAAGCUUACAAAAUUGUCCGCUUAUCGAGAACAUGUAUUAUGGCUGUAGAGUAACUUAAAAAAAUGUCAAUUUUUUUUGUAUAAAUUAAAAUAUUUUAAUUUAUUUAGUUAUAUUUUAUUUUAAUUCACAUUA
Molecule: messenger RNA, 3199 nt
Organism: Vanessa atalanta (red admiral)
Lineage: Eukaryota; Metazoa; Arthropoda; Insecta; Lepidoptera; Nymphalidae
Product: facilitated trehalose transporter Tret1-like
Exons: 7
Coding region: 139-1569 (476 amino acids)
Biological process (GO): transmembrane transport
Cellular component (GO): membrane
Molecular function (GO): transmembrane transporter activity
Source: RefSeq, a predicted model, not a curated record